UAAAGAGAGAGGAGUGCGCGGACUGCCGGUGGAUGUGCGAGUCUGUGGCCGGGCUGCGGAGGAUCAUUGCCGGUCCAGGUGUGAAUGGGAUUACGCCGGUUGCUCCGCGUCUGCUGGAGGAAACAUGCGGCUGCAGAGCUUCCCGGUCCCCUCGGUCCUCCUCCCGCUGCCGCCGCCGCUGCUACUGCUGCUGUUUGGGCUCUGCAGCGGCACAAGUUUCCCAAGUAACAUCAACAUAGGAGGCCUUUUCCCCACCGGCUCCCAUGAGUACGAGGUGUUUCGUUUCGCCCUGGCGCAAAACCAGGACAUCCCCAAGCUGGUGCCGCAGGUGGACAUGGUGGACACGGGCAGCAGCUUCGCCAUGACCUACGCCUUCUGCUCCCAGUUCUCUAAGGGUGUGUACGCCAUCAUGGGUCUGUAUGACCGGCGGACGGUCAACAUGCUGAUGUCUUUCUGCGGCUCUCUGCACGUCUGCUUUGUCACGCCGUCCUUCCCCGUGCAGACCAACAACCAGUUCGUCCUGCAGCUGCGGCCCCAGCUGCAGGAGCCCCUCAUGGCCCUGCUGGAGCACUUCUACUGGACCCGGUUCGUCUACAUGUACAGCGCCGACUCAGGUUUGGCAGUGCUGCAGAGGAUUCUGGACACGGCGGCGGAGCGGAGUUGGCAGGUCACCUCCGUUAACUUGGACGCUCUGACAGAGGCGGCCUUCAUCAAGCUGCUGGCUGACCUGGACUACAAGAAGGACUUCCAGAUCAUCAUCGACUGCGAGCUGGAACGCCUCAACUCCAUCCUUAACCUGAUUGCUGCUCAGAAGAGGAACUUGAAGAACUACCAUUACAUCCUGGCCAAUCUGGGCUUCUUGGACUUGAACGUUACAGAGUUUCAGAAGCUCGGACCGAACGUGACGGGCUUCCAGCUGGUGAAUCGGUCCGAUCCAGCUGUGCAGAAGAUCAAUCAGAACUGGCUGGACUUUGACAGCAAAGACCUCAAGCUGGCUCGCAGGAGGCUCAGGUACACAGGAGCUCUGACCUACGACGGUGUCAGCGUCAUGGCGACGGCUUUCCAGAAUCUGCGGCGACAGCGGAUCGACAUCUCUCGCCGGGGCAACGCUGGGGAGUGUCUGGCCAACCCGCCUGCUCCGUGGGGACAGGGCAUCGACAUCCAGAGAGCCCUGCAGCAGGUUCGUCUGGAGGGGCUGACGGGUCACGUCCAGUUUGACGAGCGGGGACAUCGAACCAACUACACCCUGACUGUGAUGGAGCUGAGCCAGACCGAGCCCAGGAAGAUCGGCUUCUGGAACGAGAAGAGAGGCUACGUGAACACGGCCAUCUACAAGCCGAUGCAGGAGAUCUACAUCGUGCAGAACAAAACCUACACCGUCACCACCAUCCUGGAAGCUCCCUACAUGAUGCUGAAGAAGAACCACGAGCAGUUUGAGGGCAACGAUAAAUAUGAAGGUUACUGUGCUGAGCUCGCCUCGGAGAUCGCCAAACACGUCGGGUUCACGUACAGCCUGCAGCUGGUGGGCGACGGCAAAUACGGCGCCAGAGACCCCGAGACCAAGAUGUGGAACGGCAUGGUGGGAGAGCUGGUGUACGGGAAGGCGGACAUGGCGGUCGCCCCGCUGACCAUCACACUGGUGCGAGAGCAGGUAAUCGACUUUACAAAACCCUUCAUGUCUCUGGGAAUCUCCAUCAUGAUCAAGAAACCCACCAAGUCCAAACCGGGUGUCUUCUCUUUCCUUGACCCACUGGCCUACGAGAUCUGGAUGUGCAUCGUUUUUGCCUACAUCGGAGUCAGCGUGGUGCUCUUCCUGGUGAGUCGAUUCAGUCCUUAUGAAUGGAACGGUGAGGAGUCUGAUGAUGAAGAUGAGACUGUUCCCUCUUCUUCACGACAAGCUCAGCCAUCUUCAUCCACAGAACACGUCCACUCUUCAGGGUUCUCCCAGGCUCAGGGCCAGAACCAGCAGAAGGAAAAGGAGACUCCAGAAUACACCAAUGACUUUGGGAUCUUUAAUUCUCUGUGGUUCUCACUCGGGGCCUUUAUGCAGCAGGGCUGUGACAUUUCUCCCAGGUCUCUCUCAGGCCGAAUUGUUGGAGGAGUUUGGUGGUUUUUCACCCUCAUCAUCAUCUCCUCCUACACAGCCAACCUGGCAGCCUUCCUCACUGUAGAGAGGAUGGUGUCCCCCAUAGAGAGUGCAGAGGACCUAGCCAAGCAGACAGAGAUUGCCUAUGGUACCCUGGACGGAGGCUCCACUAAGGAGUUCUUCAGGCGGUCAAAGAUUGCGGUGUUCGAGAAGAUGUGGUCAUACAUGCGGAGCGCAGACCCGUCAGUGUUUGUCAAGAGCACCAGUGAGGGCGUGAUUCGAGUUAGAAAGUCCAAAGGGAAGUACGCCUACCUGCUGGAGUCCUCUAUGAAUGAGUACAUUGAGCAGAGGAAGCCCUGCGACACCAUGAAAGUAGGAGGCAACCUGGACUCUAAGGGCUAUGGAGUGGCCACACCCAAAGGUUCACCCCUCAGAAACCCUGUUAACUUGGCAGUGUUAAAACUGAACGAGCAGGGCCUGUUGGACAAAUUGAAAAACAGAUGGUGGUAUGACAAGGGAGAGUGCGGCACCGGGGGAGGGGACUCCAAGGACAAAACGAGCGCGCUCAGUUUGAGCAACGUGGCUGGAGUGUUCUACAUCCUGAUUGGUGGGCUGGGCCUGGCCAUGCUCGUGGCUCUGGUCGAGUUCUGCUACAAAUCUCGGAUUGAAUCAAGAAGGAUGAAGGAGCUCAUCGACGCGGCCAUGAUGAGCACCAGCCUCGGCGGGAUAGCGGUCGCAGGAGGAGGGGCGGUGGCUGGCGGGUUAGGAGUUGGACCGUCGGGACUUGGAGGCGAGAACGGCCGUGUGAUGGCGCAUGAUUUCCCGAAAGCCGGAGCUCAGGGUUUGCCCUGCAUGAGCAAAGCAGCCGGCCUGGGACUGUCCUCCACAGGCAUGUGAUCCAAACCGAGACUCCUUAUUGGACAGGACGCUUUUAUCCAUCUGUUUGUCAGUGUGUUGGUGAAGAAAGGAGGGGAAAGAUAAAGAGAAUAAAAGGAGAAUAAGGAAUGAUGAAAUGAGGAGUGGUAAGGGAAGUGAAGAAAGGGGAGGAAGAGCCACAAAAAUGGAUUAAAAUGUGUUAAAUUCAGUAGAGAAAAGAAAAAGAUUUAGACAUUUGUCGAGCAGAAGCGCUCAUGUUCAGCUCGAAUGGACUGAAUGCAGCAGCAGUCUGAGCAGAGAGCACCUGAACAAAACACCUGAGAGGACUCGAGUGAGACGAGCGAGCUGCGCUUAAACUCUAACAACACCUACGUUUUCUACGGGCGCCGUCUUAAACACAACUGCUCUGCUGGGAAAAAAAGAAAAAAACAACCCAGCACCUGAGGGGGUGUCCUGGGUUUGGGGGGGGGGGGCUUUUUUUAAAAACCUCUUUUUGCCCUUCACUCGUCCCCUCCUCUUCCUUUCUGCUUCGUCACGUUCACCUUCGUACUGGAGUGGGUUGAGAAGUUCGAGCAUGAAGACUGAUCUGUGUGCUGCCUCCAUAAUUCUGUUCAUAUUACUGCAGUUCAGGUGUCACAUACUUUGUGAGUGUGUUGAUGUGGACAUAAGUCUGCCGGUUAGUUUUAAGCAUCCAGUUUUGGGGUUUGUACCUGUGACCCACGUGUCCUGACUCCUGAAACCAGAGGGGCGUGACCACAAAGUCGGAGUUUAUUGGCUUAGUGAAUUAUUUCGAUCUUCAAAUGUUUUCAGUGUCAUGAAAGUGACACUUGGAUAGAUCACCAUAGCAGCUGAUGCUGAACAUGUAACCUGGUUAUGCAUAAGAACUACUGCAGUUUACGCUGUGCUUUAAAUGUGAUGGUGUCUGUUUGCUGAGGGAACACAUUAGACAGUACAUGCAGCCUGUUGAGCCACGAGUUACUGAUACCAUGACAGGAAGUCCUGCUUUAACGUCACAUCAGUGCUAACAAUGUGUCGCGAUAUCACAGGAAUUUACUUACAUUAAUUUUGGGUUUCAGAAAAUGUAUAAAGAUGCGAAAAGCUGUGAUUAGUUACCAAAAGACUGAGAUUAGCUUUCUGCAAAAGGUACCUGGGCUCAACUUUAGAGCUUGGAGCAGAGCCGCUAAUCCUCCACAUCCAAAGCAACCAGAUGAGUGGUUCAGGCAUCUGAUGAGGACGACUUCUGAACACCUCCUAGGUAAGGUGUUUAGAGGACGUCCCAUCAGGAGGACGUGGCCGAGGUUAGGAAGGUCUGGGCCUGCUGCUUCCACGCCUCAGAUCAGGGAUGGAUGCAUGGAUGGAUGGAUGGAAGGAUGGAAGGAAUAAAGAUGCUUAUAAGCUGGAUCCUAA
Archocentrus centrarchus (flier cichlid) is the source of this 4369-nucleotide messenger RNA. RefSeq names its product glutamate receptor 1-like. Gene Ontology annotation, molecular function: ligand-gated monoatomic ion channel activity. NCBI's taxonomy places the organism in Eukaryota, Metazoa, Chordata, Actinopteri, Cichliformes, Cichlidae. The transcript has 18 exons. The coding region runs from base 125 to 2983 and encodes 952 amino acids. Gene Ontology annotation, cellular component: membrane. The record is from RefSeq and is a predicted model, not a curated record.